Messenger RNA from Colletotrichum orchidophilum, 1272 nucleotides. Its product is annotated as cation diffusion facilitator 1. Gene Ontology annotation, molecular function: monoatomic cation transmembrane transporter activity. The transcript is spliced from 3 exons. Gene Ontology annotation, cellular component: membrane. NCBI's taxonomy places the organism in Eukaryota, Fungi, Ascomycota, Sordariomycetes, Glomerellales, Glomerellaceae. The coding region runs from base 1 to 1272 and encodes 423 amino acids. The record is from RefSeq and is a predicted model, not a curated record. Gene Ontology annotation, biological process: monoatomic cation transport; transmembrane transport.
AUGUCUACGACCACAACCACCGCCCAACAUAGCCCAAUUACAGGCAUAGACCUCACUACCCUCACCCCCAGCCAUGACCCGGAAUCCCGCUCUUUUUCCUCCUCGGAAAUCAACGACCCUUACAACCUUGGCACGCACAUCAAAUCCGACGCCGACAUAGUCCAACUCACAUCAUCCGUCAACACGGACAAGAAGCCUCGAAAGAGUAACAACGCCACCACCACCCGCAGACGCAUCAUCCACCACAACUUCACCCGCGGCGGCGCCAGGGACGCAAAACUCCAAGAAUUCUACCGCGCCCAAAACACAAAGAUUCGCGCCCUCCUCAAGAGCGUCGACGACCACGAGCGCGAGGCUAAAGAAACCCAAGGCGACAACAACCUGAAAUACCAAAUCGCCGUAAAGGGCAGCCUCGCCGCCAACGUCGUCCUCUCGGCCCUGCAGCUCUACGCCGCAAUCACCUCGGGCUCCCUCUCCCUCUUCACCACCAUGGCCGACUCCGUCUUUGACCCCGUCUCGGGCAUCCUCCUGCUCCUCUCCCACCGCGCCGUCAAGAAAGUCGACACGCAAAAGUACCCCUCUGGCAAGUCCCGCAUCGCCACCGCCGGCAACAUUGUCUUCUCCUUCGUCAUGGCCUCCGUCUCGCUGGUCCUCAUCGUCAUGUCGGCCCGGGACCUGGCCGCCGGCUCCGACGAGGAGACGAACGCGUUCCACUUUGCCUCGGUCAUUGCCGUUGCCAUUGCCUUUGGGACCAAAUUCUGCCUGUGGCUGUACUGCUGGUCCAUCAAGGACAUUUACUCCCAGGUCGAGAUCCUCUGGCGCGACCACCGCAACGAUCUCUUCAUCAACGGGUUUGGCAUCUUGACCUUUUCCGCGGGGAGCAAGAUCAAGUGGUGGAUCGAUCCCAUGGGCGCCAUCCUCUUGUCGUUUCUGAUUGCUGGGUUGUGGUUGCGGACCGCGUAUGAGGAGUUCCAGCUGUUGAUUGGCGUGUCCGCUGAGCCAGAGUUCUUGCAGCUCAUCACUUACAUCGCCAUGACCCAUUCUCCCGAGGUCAAGCAGAUUGACACCGUUCGCGCUUACCACAGCGGACCCCGCUACAUUGUCGAGAUUGACAUCGUCAUGGACCGCCAUGAGAGACUGGAGAUUGCGCACGAUGUGGCCGAGGCUCUUCAGAUCAAGAUUGAGAAGCUGCCCGGCGUCGAAAGAGCUUUUGUUCACGUUGACUAUGAGACUAGCCAUAAGCCUGAACACGACUUGAAGAAGGACCUCUGA